AUGUCUAGUGGGAAUAGAGGCGGUGGAAGAGGUGGCCGUGGCAAUUAUGGACCUCGGGGAGGCAGCGGCAGUUUCCGAGGCGAUAGAGGCGGACGUGGUGGACGUGGUGGAGGUGGAAGAGGAGGGUAUGGAGGGCCGACUGGCAGUGGUCAACAAACUAUCCAGGUCUUUCCCAACUCUCAAGGCCAAAACCCCCAGGUUACAAAGGUCGAAGAUGCAUUGCACCCAGCAACAAAGCACAAGCUCGAUCUUAGUAGCCUGAAGCUAACCGAAGGCUUUCCCGGCCGCCCGGGGUAUGGCACCCGGGGCACCAAGGUUGAACUCACGGCAAACUACGUCGAAUUAUUGCCGCCGUCGAACAUGACCCUACAUCGAUACGAUAUACAGAUCAGCCCAGUAGCUGCUGGUAAGAAGCAUUUCCGGAUUGUGCAGCUACUGCUCCAGGCGCCGGAAUUGGCCCCUCUACAGGGCGAUAUUGCAACAGAUUUCAGGUCUACUCUCGUCUCCAAAACUAAGUUUUUGCAGGACGAGGUCCUCGUUGAGGUCCCCUAUCGCUCAGAAGGUGAAGACGAACCGACUGCUAGGGCUACCAUAUAUAAUGUUCGCGUCCAAUAUACGAAAACUUUAAAUAUCGGCGAGUUGGUCAACUACCUGAACUCAACAAGCCUCAGCCAGUCAUUGCUAGAUAAGCAGGAGUUGACGCAGGCUCUGAAUAUCUUUCUGAACCACUACGCCAAAUCCUCAAAGAACCUUGUCACAAUUGGAUCGACAAAGAGCUUUUCUCUCAGCAGUGACGCAGCAAGAGGAGACAUCGGCUCCGGCUUGGAAAUCAUUCGAGGCUUCUUUUCGAGCGUGCGCGUAGCGACUUGUCGCAUUCUCGUCAACAUCAACGUCAGCCAUGGAGCAUUUUACCAUGCUGUUCCUUUACCGGGGCUCAUGAAAAGUUACGGACUUCGCAGCACCGUCAUGUUGGAAAGGUUUCUCAAAUUGGUUCGGAUACAGACUAUGCAUCUUCCCGAGAAGCGUAACAAAGCCAACGAAGUUGUUCCCCGCGUCAAGACUAUCUUCGGGCUGGCUAGGAAGGACGAUGGACAUGGCUUGGCCCACCCACCGCGCGUUAGACAGCACGGGGCAGGUGCCAAAGAUGUGGAGUUCUGGCUCGAUGGUGAAGCCAGCUCCUCUAGCGCACCUAAGCCGGUAGCCAAGGGAGGCGCGAAAGGGAAGGGCAAAGGGAAGGCAUACAAUCGAGUUCUACAAGACCCCCAGCUUCCGUUGGUUAACUGUGGCAACCGGGACAAUCCGAUGUAUCUCCCAGCUGAGGUCUGCCUUGUCCUCCCGGGUCAGACUUCCAAGUCGAAACUUGACAGCGCUCAAGCGCAGCAUAUGAUUCGCCACGCUGUUCGAAAGCCGUGGGAAAAUGCGGCCGCGAUUGUUAGGGAGGGUGUGCAGACUGUUGGUCUAGAUGAGAACGCCAAUGUACUUUUGCGUUCUUUUGGCCUGAAAAUCACACCGGGACUUAUCAAAGUCCCAGGUCGCAUCCUUUUUGGUCCAAAGGUUAUCUACAAGAACAACAAGGCUGCUGGUCUCCGCUUCGGUAGUUGGAAUAUGUCGGAUAUUAAAUUUAACAUUGGCGCGUCACUUGCUAAAUGGUCAUACCUGAUGGUCUCUAUUCCUGGGAUACGCGACUCUUUCGAUCAGCAAAGCCUGCGGGCCGUUAUGGAUGAGUUCCAUGCCGCCCUGCAGAAAAUUGGCGUCAACGCAGCUCAACCGUUUCCAGGUCAACGCCUCCAACUUCAACAUCCAGACGAUCCCGCGCUCGACUCAGCUUUACAGCGUGCCGCUGGAGCUUUAGAUCUGCUUUUCAUCAUCCUGCCCGGAGCAAACAUACCAUUAUACAAGCGCAUCAAGACGAUCGCCGACAAGAACUAUGGUAUCCACACUAUCUGCUCGGUGGGUUCCAAACUAGCGAAAGACCGCGGCCGCGACCAAUAUAUGGCCAAUGUCGCUUUGAAGUUCAAUCUCAAGCUCGGCGGCAUCAAUCAGAUGGUGGAGAACAAGAAUCUCGGUAUCAUCGACCAGAACAAGACGAUGAUUGUCGGCAUCGACGUCACGCAUCCUUCACCUGGCUCGUCUUCCAACGCGCCUUCUGUCUCUGCAAUGGUGGCCUCCAUUGACAAGUUCCUAGGCCAAUGGCCCGCAACCUUGCGCAUACAGCGCGCGAGACAGGAAAGCACCAAGGGCAAACACGCCGCUCUCCCAGAGAAUAUUCUCAUUUACCGUGACGGAGUCUCCGAAGGCCAAUAUGACAUGGUCCUCUCGCAAGAGUUUCCUCAACUCCGCCGCGCAUGCGAACAGAUGUACCCAGCAGCUGACACCAAAAAAGGCCUUCCGCGCUUCACUAUUAUAGUCUGCGGCAAGCGGCACAAAACGCGAUUCUAUCCCAUUACCGAGCAAGACUGCGAUAGGUCUGGCAAUACUAAACCCGGUACCGUCGUUGACCGCGGAGUGACUGAAGCGCGAAACUGGGAUUUCUUCCUGCAGGCACACGCUGCACUUCAAGGGACUGCACGCCCAUGUCACUAUUACAUCGUGCAUGAUGAGAUAUUCCGGCAGAUCUAUGCGAAGUCGAUUCCACUUCCGUUCCAGAGCAUCGCCGAUAUCGUUGAGGAUCUCACACACAAUAUGUGCUACCUGUUCGGCCGCGCCACCAAGGCUGAUGCUGUCGAGCUGCCCUCGGACCUGCCUCAACUCUUCCGCCACCUGGGCUUUUGUUUCCUGCAUCUCUUGCUUGUAUUCGUCAAGCUUCUGUUCCAACUCUCGAAUCGUCUUUUGCUGGUCGCCGAUCAUGCUCCGUGUCGCUUCCCGCUGCUUGCUGAAUUCGUCCCUGAGGAUCCGCAAGACUCCAAAGACCUUUUGGAGCAUUGCUGCGCCUGGAUCGGUGGCGUUCUUGUCUUCUUGGAGGCCAUCGUUCGUGAUUCUCGAGGUGAUUCGCGCGGUGUUGGUUUCUUGCACCGAGGCCGUGAAGAUCAUGCCUACCCUGCGACGCUUCGACCGGUCGUCGUCAAUCCGCGUCGCGUCGCGUCAAGACAUAUCACCAUCAUUGUUGUCCUCCCCCCGACGAAUACAACAUACCGCAAAGCUCUACAAUGCCUUCACCAGAUACUCAUAGCGCCAAUAUAA
Fusarium poae is the source of this 3180-nucleotide messenger RNA. RefSeq lists its product as uncharacterized. Bases 1 to 3180 code for a protein of 1059 amino acids. Gene Ontology annotation, molecular function: RNA binding; protein binding. The record is from RefSeq and is a predicted model, not a curated record. The transcript is spliced from 8 exons. Lineage: Eukaryota; Fungi; Ascomycota; Sordariomycetes; Hypocreales; Nectriaceae.